AUGGCGCGAAUAGCUCGCUCUCUCUCUCUCUUUCUCUCUCUCUUGCACUUUUUCUUCAUCGUCAGUGACAGUGAGAGAGACGACGACGACGACACUACCUUGGGCGUCAAGGCUGUGGUUGCAUUUACCUCAACUCCAACACCAUCGACCGUCAUCAUGGCGUCCUCUCAGGUGCUGGACCUGUUGACCAAGUCUGAUGGCAUUGGAUCGCACUGUGCCGCACUGUCGCCGGACAUUCCGAGCGAGGCUUUGCUCAAUUUUCUCCCGCUGGGCAUGCGUGUGGCGCAGAUGGACAACCUGGACAAAGACUAUCGCUACAUGGCGCUCAACGACCUCAUCUCAUUGCUCUCUGCCAAUGUACUCACCAUGGAUGAGCGUCUCCAACGGCGCAUGCUCAAGCAAGUGCUCAAGCUCCUCUCGGACACUAAUGGCGAGGUUCAGAAUUUGGCCGUCAAGUGCUUGGGCGAGCUCAUCCCCAGCCUGCUGAGCCCCCUGGUGGUGGAGACAGCCAGUGCUCUUAUGAACCAGUUUCUGCAAGGCGAUGACCAGACACGUGAUAUCAAUGGCCUCGGCCUGAAGACGCUUAUCAUUCAGGUACCGAGUGGUACAAGCACAACUCAGCAGGUCGUGGCCGCCAUUGUCCCACACCUUUUGGGUUGCACGACCUCGUGCGCCGGCUCGUCAAAUAUCCCGCCUUGGUGCAAGCUCAGCGGUCGUGGUAUCCUGCAGGAGAAUGACAACAUGGUCCUAGAUGCGCUCGAUCUGUUGAUUGAAAUCACGCGACGCCGUGGUAUCGAGGCUCAGCCUCACCACAACACCAUGACUGAGGUCCUCAUGCAAACGCUCAAGCAUCAACGGUCCUUUGUGCAAAAAAAGUUCGACGGCAUUGUGACAGAUAUUCUGACUCACCUUAAACCCAUGAAGCGUGGCCAGCCCGCUGCUCAAAUUUACAUUUCCACGCUCAACGUUCUCAGUCGUCAUAGCGCCUUGCGUCUCGGAGCCUACAUGACGGAGCUCUCUCAAGUUCUCUUCGAUCAGGCCCAAGCGGAAGAAAUGGACGAGCUCGUGGAGGCGUGCCUCCAAACACUCGAGGGCCUUGCUCGCAACGCCCCCACCGCCUUUUCAGCCUUUGCGCAGCGUGAGUCUAAAUUGGAGCAGCAUCACCCUCGCUGCUCUGGAUGUGCUUUCCCUGCAACUAGUCUCACCGCUGUCUUUCGAAAUGGCGUGGCGCUCCCUUUUGACCCAGCCUCUGUGGCUUUGUGCGUGGAGAUGGUGCAACACGACCCCAACUACAGCUACGACGAUGAAGACGACGACGAUGAUGCGAUGGGUGAAGAUGAGGAUGACGAGUUUGGCGACGACGAUGAGGAUUACAGCGAUGAUGAAGACGCCAGCUGGAAGAUUCGUCGGGCAGCAGCCAAGUGCCUUGGUGCUUGCAUCACCACUCGUCCAGACAUGCUGAUGGAUCUAUGCACCACCCUUCUCGACCCUUUGACCACUUGCUUCCGCGAACGCGAGGAGAACGUGCGCAUGGACAUUUUCGCAACCUUUGAAUUGUUGCUGAAGCAAGUUCAGCUGAGCAGCCAGGACUCCAGCGACGCCUCAGCCAUGGCCGUGGAGGACUCGCCUUCGCAAGCUUUGAUCCGUGCAACCCUUCCCAAGGUGCUACGCACGCUUCAAAAGCAGUACAAGGCCAAGAAUCCCAAAGUGCGCGAAGCCAUGCUUCAGCUCCUCACGGCCGUGACCGAAACACUUCAAGAUGCGUUUGCCAACGCCUUUGGCACAUGCCUGCAGAUCAUUGAGUUCAUGUUCACGGAUGAGAGCAACACAACCAAUGUCAAGCACUUGGCAUUGACGUUUCUAGCGCGCAUGCUCAAGACUCAUCAAGCCAGUGCAUCUGAAGACCACAUCGGCAGCAUUGUCGAGAUUCUAUCCAAGGCAAUCAAGGACACAUUCUACAAGAUUACCGCCCAAGCCAUUGGCGUUGCUGGUGUAUUGCUGCCCGUUCUGCGCUCCAACACGGGUGUGCCGUGUGGUGAUGCAGUCAAGUCGGCUGUGCGUCAGCUGGUGGAAGACGUUUUUGCUCUUUUGCGCGACAGCAGCUCGGACCUAGAGGUGCGCCAACGCAGUCUGCGAGUUGGCGGUGAAAUCAUCGCCCGCUUUGGUGACAUCAUCACGGACAUGGUGCCUGAGCUGCUCGACGUCAUCAUGUCGCGCAUCGACAACGAUAUUACGCGCGUGGAAGCUGCCGACGCCAUCGCCACAAUUGCCCAAUCAUCGCUGAACAUUGAUUUGGAACACAUCUUGGUGCCAGCACUGGAUACGUUCUGCAGCGACCUCAAGAAAAAGGGCCGUCGCCUGGCCGUGGCAGCAUUGACCACCAUCAAUGUUCUCUUGAAAACCUACGGUUCUCGUUUGCCAGAUGAUACCGUGGUGGCGCUGAUUACCGAGGCCAAGACGCUCUUGCGAGGCCAAGACUUGCAAAUUCUGGCAUUGACGCUCACCAUGGUCAGGUUGAGUGCUGAAAGCAAGCCACAAAUCUUUGGCAUGCUUCUGAACGAGAUUCCCCUUUAUCAGCUGUGCCAAGAGCUCCUUUUGUCAGGCACCCUGCAAGGCAAUGCCCUCAAGGCAACGGCUGCGUUGUUUGGUUCGGCUGCAGCCAGCGGCGUUGCUGGAACUGAAAAGAUGACGCUGGCUGCUCAAUUGGUGCAGCCUGUCGCACAACCCACUGGUGCACCCAACGCCGAUGGCCUGUACUUUCCCAAACAGGCCUUGACCAACGUGGGCGUGGUGAUUGCCGGCAUGGUUGCACACGACUCCAACGAAGGCGUCGGAAUUGUUCAGCGCUUUGUUGAGGACCUCAAGGGUGACAACGCAUCGUUGAAGUUGGUGGCAUUGUCGGCGAUUGCCCAGAUUGGCUUCAAACAAGAUUUGAUGCCGCUUGGUGACGUGCACGAGCACAUUAUUCGUCUCUUCGAGUCGGACAAUGACCAACUACGAGCAGCCGCGGCAGCAACGCUGGGCAACAUGGCCUGUGGCAAUCUGAGUGCAUACCUGCCCAUCAUCCUGGCUCAGAUUGAAACUCACACCGCGUUGCAGUACCUCUUCCUGCGAUCAUUCAAGACGAUCAUCACGGACAAGACUUCUUCGGCCGAAGGCUGUGAGGCCCUGCGCCCGCACAUUGCCACCAUCCUUAGCGUUCUGCAGGCCUAUGCCGCCAACACUGAAGAGAGCAACCGCAGCUUGGUUGCCGACUGCCUGGGCAAGCUGGCCCUCGUUGACGCAGCCCGAUUGCUUGGCUUGAUCGUCAGCAUGGCUUCGCAUGAGGAGGCCUUUGUGCGAGCCACUGCGCUGCACGCCGUGCGAACAUUUGUGGGGGUGGCCGACGCAGUGGGUGAGAGCGUGCUCAAGCAGCACCUGCAGGCCUUUUUCGGCCAUAUUGGAGACAGUGAAAACCUGGUGCGCCGGGCUGGUAUUAUGGCUUUCAACGCUACGUUGCAGCGCAAGCCCUACCUGGUUCUGGAACAGCUAGACGGUCUUCUUCAGCUCGUUUAUGCCGAGACCAACUGCCGCCAAGAGCUCAUUCGCGAAGUGCAGAUGGGCCCCUUCAAGCAUCGCAUUGACGACGGACUAGACACUCGCAAGGCGGCUUUUGAGUGCCUCUUUACCGUUUUGGAUGUGUUUGCGGAGCGCAUUUCAGUGACAGCCUUCUUCAACCACGUGCUGGUGGGACUUGAUGACCAUGACGAUAUCAAGAUGCUGAUGUAUUUGAUGGUGGCUCGAUUGACGAGCAAAUUCCCUCUCGAGAUGCUGCAACAACUGGACAACUUUGCCGAUGCUUUGGCCGCGACCAUUAAGACAGAGAUGAAAAAGUCCACGCAGCAAGAGCUCGAGAAGAACAUGGAUCUAAAGCGAGGUGCUCUGCGCGCUGUCAACGCGCUUAACAAGCUCCCCGGUAGCGAUAAGAACGACAAGUUUGUCUCCCUCGUGAGCUUUGUCAAGGAGAGCGACCUGCAGGGCGAGUGGGAGGCCAUUCAAAGCCAACAUUUGACGCAAGGGGCGUCCACUGCCAUGGACAUUGGUCUGUGAGUGGUGACCCCGGCCAAGCAAUGCCCCCGGGCCCAGCAUCUGUGGUUCAAAGCUCGAGGCCAUGUUGUUGUUUGAUGGGGACACGACGAGAUGUGUGGACGGUGGUCAUUGUGUGACAUUAUUGUGCCUGUGACAAAUGAAUCGAUUUCCUCC
Molecule: messenger RNA, 4242 nt
Organism: Monosiga brevicollis MX1
Lineage: Eukaryota; Choanoflagellata; Craspedida; Salpingoecidae
Exons: 36
Coding region: 1-4089 (1362 amino acids)
Biological process (GO): SCF complex assembly; protein ubiquitination
Cellular component (GO): nucleus
Source: RefSeq, a predicted model, not a curated record